UUUUUUAACAAUAAUUGAAAUAUUCUAAUAAAAUUUUAAACAUUAUUUAUUUGUCUUGAAUGUACGAUUCUUGAAUAGAAGUAUAAAUAAUAAUUUAAUAAUUUAAAUUGAUUUUGGAAGUUAUAUUAUUAUAUGAAACCAUUUUGCUAUUAUUGUAAUACACCGUGAUUGCAGGAUUCAUUCAUGUGUUAAGGUAAAGAGUCAUAUCAAAAUACAUAAUGAAGUCACUAAGAUAAUAUGUGAAAUAAUGUUGUAAUAAAAUGUAAUGUGCGACGUUCACGUAGAUGCCCGUAAACGAAACAGGUUAGAUAUUAUAAUCAUAUUUAGCACUUUAGUAUUUCCAAAAUAAGUUUUUUUUUAAGACGCCCAACUAUUAUAAUAAAUCUCUAUCUACUAAAACAAUUCAGUAAUUGUAGUUAGAUGAUUUUAAAUAAAAAAUAUUCUAUGAAUAAAUUUGUCACGACAAGUGAAGCAUAUUAAUAAUAAUUUACAUCACUGAAAAGCUGACAAAUAUAUCUAUAGAAAUUGUCGACAACGUGAGACGGUUUUCAAUUCAUUGAUUACUAUUGCUGAUACUAGUGUUGUGUUUUGACCGUUUCGAAGCGAUAAUAUUCCCGCCUGAACUCCUGCGAUAUUAGAGCCAUCUAGUGAGUAAACUCGGAACUAAUCGGAGCUCUAGCGGCAAACUGUUGAACUCGUUCCUUUCAUCAGCGGGAAGUGACAGUUAAAUCACAGUAUUUAAUACUCAGAUUAUUUAAAUUCUGUACGUUGUAUUAAAAAAAUUACUAGACAGAAUUGUUCAUUGUACCUCCUUUAAGUUGUGUGCAAAGUAACAGCCGUGAACCGUUAAAAUAUAUACCUAAUAUUUAGUUUUGAAAAUUUCAAAAUUAAAAUUAAAUAAGAAAGCAUUUUUUGAAAAAAAUUCUAUCGUCAUAUUUACAAAAUUCAAAGUUUUAUUUACAAUUCUGUCUAGUAUGUAUUUUUUAUCUACUACGAUAUUCAUGGGAGAAAUAAUUUUCUUGGAGGCUGCAAAACUAAGGAUCUUAGCCUUAAGUUGCUGAACCUAUGACUAGCCUAUGGAAAGAAAACGCUACGUAACAUGAACGAAAAAAAAAAAAAAUCUAAAGUAGGUAAUACAUAAUUUUUCACUUAAAUUAAUUACAUGUUUCAAUAUUAAUUUUCGAUGGGCUCUUUCGUGGGCAUCUUUAUUGGAAGGCCGCGGUGUGCUACGGUUAAUGGCUGUCGCUCAUUAGCUGUUAUAGUCUCUGUAUCAUAUUUAGAUAUACGGUAGCUUCAAUUACAGAACAGCCACUGAGCGACAGGCAGCAAGCCCUCCCACACCUUAGGCCGCGGCCUUGCACCAUAGACGGCCAUGGCUCUUAACGACACAUAUAAUUUAGUCUAAAAUUUGCCGCAAUAUAGAUACACUACUUAAAAUAUAACAAGACUCGCUGGAAAAGUAUUGAAACCCUGGCCACCGCGAAUGCGAGUUCAGUAAUUGUACCUUCAGAGGUAGUAUAUAGGUGGGUAGUUACCACGACCAUGUUCUACGUUAUAUGAGAAGAGAUAUAAGUUUCCUUUCUGUAGCGAGAAGUUGGCUCAAUUUCAACAUAACACAAUGAUAAUAUAGUGAACUGUCAUAAAAUUUCGAAAAACCGAUAUGGUAAUAUUUUGUAUUCAGAAAUAACUUCCAUUGAUAUAGUCCAUGCUGUCAGAAGUUUGACAUUCACUUUUUAAAAAAUUUCUGGCAGUCCAAUAGUUUUCUGGUAAAAUAAGAUCUUUGCAAUCCUGUUUACAGAGACCUUUCUCACAAGCUAAACAUCAAAAUUCGGACAGUGAAAUAGAUUAUAGUAGUUCUGUUUAAAUUAUGAUUACCAGUUGUGAUUGCAAUAAUAGUAAUUUAUGUUUAAUAUACUGUAAUGCCAGUAACAUUCACUUUUAAAUUCACUUAAUUGGUUACGGAGCAAAUAUUAUGUUGAUCGAUAAAAAUAGGUAUACUUAAUUAUACACAACGUACAUUUAUAAAAGUUAAAUUAAAGUUAAAAUUAAAGUAUGGACAUUUGGAUUUAGAGAAAAUAUAGAAACUAGUAUCUAGGUCCAUUGUGGGAGCAAAAAAGACAAAUUCUUGUUUGACUUUUCUUAAAAUCAAAAACGUAGACUACACGGACUUCCAUGUUUUUUUUAAACUUCGAAAUGAAAUUUGUAGAAACAAUAAGAAAAUUUUCAUCUAGAAAAUAGUACACUAGCAAACUGAUUAGGAUAAUAUUUUCUGGAGUAGUUCAGCUUCAGUUGCCUGAGCCAGUGCCUAGUACAUAAUUCGGGUCAGCCAGAUAACUCCGACCAGACAGAGCGGAAAACUGUUCCAGCCUAUCAGGACAGGCCAUUGGUAUUAAGUUGCCUAUCUACCUGCCUUUGAGGUUUCAAAAACAUAUACGUUGUUUUAUGCACUUUUUAAUAAAACUACCAGAGCAACAGCUCUUUAAAUUUUUUAUCCGACAAGUAAAAUGAAGUCUUUCUGUUUAUAUGUUAUUACAUUUUAUAAUUUCGUUAUGUAAGAUACUAAAAUUAAUUGCUCAAAACAAGCAAUUUUAUGCCUGAAUUUCCGAUUACUUAUCCAAAAUUUGUGAAAUAUGAAUGGAUACAAUUAGUCGACAUUGUUAUGAUCAAAAUGAUAGAAUGACAAAGUAGGGUCACCGUUUUAAAUUUCAAAAUAUUCGCUUACGAAAAUGUAAUAUUUUGGUGUUCUGUGUGUCCGACUUGUGCUGCCGAGCGACACACACACACACGCAAAGUUCGUGACCAGGCUCAGAAGGGGGAGAAGGGAGGGGAUGGCACGUGAGUCUGCGGAGGGGUAGUUCUGACCUUGGACUUUGCCCCGAGAGGUAACAGUAUCUCGCGUUAGCAACUGCCAGCCGUUGAGGUAUCUCAUACCAUUCCACACACGAGAAUGUGGAUGUUUUGAGAGGAAAACACUUCUAAAUAAAGUGAAUAUAAAGUAUAUAAACGCAUGUGUUAAUCGUGAUUAUAUUAAAUUGGUUAGAUAACUAAGCAGAAAUAUUAUUAGAAAUAAGUAAUUAUUAAGUAGUUAUUAGUCAUCAGCGUCAUAUAUAAAGAUGGAAGCCCGUGUAGACAAAAGAAAAUCAAAAUCAGGCAAAUUGUUUAUGAGUGCCAGAAGGAAGAAGAGAAGAGGAACAGCCUUGAUUGAAUAUCAAAAACAAAGAUGCAGGCAGAGGGAGCUGCAGGCAGCUGGCCUAGCCUCCACCGAGGAGGGCGCGCCGUCCACAUCCGGCGCAGAGCAGUCUGGUGGCGGGCUUCAGAACAAGCAGUUCAAGACAGAGGGUCCCGAAGUCACUGAUGGAAGCCAACAGUCCAGAAGGUCCAAGAAGGCUACGAGCUCGGACCCCGACGACGCUCCUCCGUGCAAAGUUCCUAGGUUGGCCAAGGCGAACGAGACUUCAGGAAAUGUGGAAUCGACCAAUAGACAGCAGAGAAGGUCUUCAGCAGUCCAAUACAAGGAGUCAGAGUCUGAGGAGAGCGUGGACUGCCCGGGUGUGGAGCAGACCGACUAUCCACUGCCGGCCCAAGUCAAGGCGGAGCCGGAGUAUGUGGCAGUGGCCGGCCAGUUCGAGGUGGUCAACCUGCCCAGUGCCGGCCAGUUGGCUGAUGAGGAGCUGUUCAACAAUUCAGUGGAUGCCAUAUCGACGCCGCAGAACCAGUUGUGUCGCCUCUGCGUCAAGAACGAGGGGCUUGUGCCCUUGUUCCAGCGCAGCGGAGCACCGAGAGUCCUCGCGAUCCAGGCCAUGACGGUCACCAGGGUGAAGGUGUCCAGCAAGGACGGACUGCCGGCCAGGAUCUGCCGUCGCUGCGAGGACUUGCUGCAGCAGAGCUUCCACUUCAAGCUGCAGUGCGAGGUGGCAGACGUCACCCUGCGCUCCAAGGUCGCCGCGCGAGCCGUCGCCCCCGAGGUGUUGUCGACUGCCAAGGCCGAUGCGUUCUGUCUGCUUACGGACCAGCUGGACAAGACCUUGACCAAGCUGAAUUGUAUUGUGUCGUCUCUGAAGAAAUUGGAGAGUAAGGACCGUUACAGCGCCCCUGCGCCUGAUAGAGACACAGCUCCUGUUGGAGGUGUUGAUGUGAAGGUGGAUGCCCCCUCGUCCCCUUCCGGUAGUGGUGUCGAGAUCAAGACUGAGAUGGAGUUUGAAGAGCACUUGUCGCAGUCAGAGCCAUGUAUAGACUCCACUAGCGGCAGUGAGGAGCAGACAGAUGGUCUGUUGAGCUCCGAGGAGCUGCCACCAGAGAAGACUGAAGUCCCAGGGACACAGCCAGAGAUGCCAGUGAUGCAGACAUCGCAGGAAGAGAGUGGAUCGUCCAGGUUACGAGAGAGACUGCAGCCAAGUGAGCCACCGUCGAGUGCCCAGCUGCCCGGGGAACACGGAACUGUCCGACCGGGACUGCAAGUUAAGGACGUCAGCAGUUUGCGGUCCGCGCUCGUGGGCAACCCACCGAACCUGUCGUCUGCGGAAGUGGGCGGGCGGAUCAUCCCGCAGCUGGUGAAGCUGGGCGACGGAAGCGUGCGCCUGUACCACGUGUACGUACCCGACCCGCCCCCGCUCCCCGCCCCCGGGGACGGGCAGCCCGGGCCACUUGUGCCGAAGGGAGCGGCUCGCGGGCGGUCCAAGCAGCUGUCCCGCGUGCAGACACUGCAGGCAGCACAAGCCGCCGUGCAAGCCGCGGCGCAGCACACGCCGACGAUCGUAGUGCAAGCACCACGAGGCAGGGGGAAGAACACUGUGCCGACAAGCACACAGAUCAGAGCACAGAAAAGAAAACCGUGGAGGGUACUGACGGAGCUAAUCAGCGAUCCGCUGCAGAUUAGUGAGUCAUUGAGAACACAGACAUUAGUACAUGAAAGUAGUAGUCCUUUGAUAGCACAGGCAUCAGCAGAAGCAAGUGACCCUUUGAGAACACAAGAAUUAACACAUGAAAGUAGUCCUUUGAUAGCACAGGCAUUAGCAGAAGCAAGUGACCCUUUGAGAACACAAGAAUUAACACAUGAAAUUGAUAGGUUGAGAAUGCAGGCAUCGGCACAACCGUGCAAACUGCCUGAUACACAUGGGUUGAGCAAAUCAAGCGAACCAUUUGUAACCAAAAAAUUAUUUGAACCUAGUGAAACACACAAAGAAAAACCCUUGGAACAAACAGACGAAUUGGUGAAGAGAGAUGCGCUGACAGAAAAUGAACAGUGCAGCACACAAGAUCUCGUGGAAACAGUUACAGUGAAAUUUUGUGAACACACGACUGAUAAAAUCAUGUCCUGAACACAUCUCGUCCACAGAAAUAUAAUGCGAUUGUUACUGUGUGAA
Messenger RNA from Bacillus rossius redtenbacheri, 5363 nucleotides. RefSeq lists its product as uncharacterized. The record is from RefSeq and is a predicted model, not a curated record. Gene Ontology annotation, molecular function: zinc ion binding. Bases 3114 to 5318 code for a protein of 734 amino acids. Gene Ontology annotation, cellular component: nucleus. The transcript has 10 exons. NCBI's taxonomy places the organism in Eukaryota, Metazoa, Arthropoda, Insecta, Phasmatodea, Bacillidae.